UCCAAAAACCGCGAACCUUUCUGUCACUUGUCGUUGUCACAAUUCCUUGAUUCUCUUUUGUGUGUUAAAAGUGAUAAAAUGCUAACUUUGUUGUAGCCCUUCCUGACCAUGUGCUGUAAUGAGGCCCGAAAAUGAUUCGAAAGAAGCGAAAGUGGUAUAGCCUUAACGAAAAUGCUUCGCCUUUUCCUCACUCUACUUUCCCUUGGGAGUGUCGAACUGAUCAACAAUGAAAUCCCCCCCGAGGACAACCUGGAAUCGCCCUUGUGUUGCAACCUGACUACCGAUCAUGUAGAAAUCGAUUACAGUUCGAAAGUAGUCGAAAAUGAAUACAUUGUUAUGUUCAAUGGCUACUACAAGAACCAGGCACGGGCCGGGUACAUUAACACGGCCCUUAACACCUCCGGGGUCAAAAAAUGGAAGAUUUUAUCCCGCGAGAACCCCGCCAGUGACUAUCCGAGUGAUUUCGAUGUUGUGGUACUUGAAGACACUGAUAAGAACGCAGGGUUGAACGCUUUGAGUAACCACCCUUCGGUGAAGACCGUCACGGCCCAACGAAUGGUCCUCCGCACCCUCAAAUUCGUCAAUGAGAAUUACAUAAGACGCGGGAGGAGCAGUCUCUCGAAAAACCAGUUCUGGCAAGCGACCGGUCGACACACAAGUCGCCGUCUCUUGAGGGCUAUACCUCGCCAGAUAACCUCAGUCCUCCAAGCCGACUCUUUAUGGAACAUGGGGGUGACGGGGAAAGGGAUCAAAGUGGCGAUUUUCGACACGGGACUCUCCAAAACGCACCCACAUUUCCGCAAAAUCAAAGAACGGACGAAUUGGACCAAUGAGAAGACGUUUGAUGAUGGUCUCGGCCAUGGGACGUUUGUCGCAGGGGUGAUAGCCUCGAGUAAGGAGUGUUUGGGCUUUGCCCCCGACUCCGAACUCCACAUUUUCCGGGUCUUCACCAAUAACCAAGUUUCGUACACUUCGUGGUUCCUCGAUGCUUUCAACUACGCCAUCUUGAAGAAAAUCAACGUUUUGAAUUUGAGUAUUGGGGGGCCCGAUUUCAAGGACCAUCCUUUCGUCGAUAAAGUAUGGGAGUUGACUGCGAAUCGGGUGGUUAUGGUCUCGGCUAUAGGAAACGAUGGUCCUUUGUAUGGUACCUUGAAUAAUCCUGCCGAUCAAAUGGAUGUUAUAGGAGUCGGAGGGAUUAAUUUCGAGGACCAGAUUGCUAAAUUCUCAUCACGGGGGAUGACCACAUGGGAGUUGCCUCAAGGGUAUGGGAGAGUGAAACCAGAUAUAGUGACUUAUGGGUCGGCCGUCCGAGGGUCGAACAUAAAAGGGGGCUGUAGGGUUUUGUCGGGGACUAGUGUGGCGUCUCCUGUUGUGGCCGGGGCUGUAACAUUGCUAGCAAGUGGUGUUUUGCAUCGCGGUGAUGAUAUUAACCCCGCUAGUAUUAAGCAAGCCCUAAUGGCCUCGGCAAGGAGGCUCCCCGGGGUCAAUAUGUUCGAACAAGGACACGGCAAACUCAAUCUCAUGAAAGCCUAUCAAAUUUUGAGUAGUUACAAACCUCAGGCUAGUCUCAGUCCCAGUUACAUUGACCUUAGUGAGUGUCCCUACAUGUGGCCAUAUUGCACCCAACCCCUCUAUUACGGUUCUCUCCCCGUCAUUGUUAACGUAACAAUUUUGAAUGGUCUUGGGGUAUCGGGGGUGAUUGUGAGUAAACCACAAUGGCACCCAUAUACGCCCCAACAUGGGCAAAUGCUCGAUAUUGCCAUUUCACAUUCGGAGUUGUUAUGGCCAUGGUCGGGGUGGAUGGCUGUUAGUCUGUCCGUUUCAGCAGAUGGGGCAAAUUACGAGGGGUUGGCUCAUGGUCACAUUACAGUCACUGUGGAGUCGCCCCCAGGGCCAGGUGAGAAGGAACCCAGACAAAGCACUGUUACUCUUCCAAUUAGGGCUAAAAUAAUACCGACACCUCCGAGACACAAGAGGAUCCUAUGGGACCAAUACCACAAUUUGCGGUACCCACCUGGGUACUUCCCUCGAGACAACUUAAAAGUGAAGAAUGACCCUUUGGAUUGGAACGGUGACCACAUCCAUACCAAUUUCAAGGACAUGUACCAGAAUUUAAGAAACUCAGGGUACUAUAUUGAGGUACUAGGAUCACCAUUCACCUGUUUCGACGCCUCCCAUUAUGGUACCUUGCUGAUUGUUGAUCCCGAAGAGGAGUACUUCCCCGAGGAGAUAGCAAAAUUGAAACGCGAUGUGGAUUCGGGUCUUUCCGUGAUUGUUUUCGCCGAUUGGUAUAAUGUGACAAUGAUGAAAAAAGUGAAGUUUUACGAUGAGAAUACGCGCCAAUGGUGGAUGCCAGACACCGGUGGUGCCAACAUUCCGGCAUUGAACGAUUUGUUCGCGUCGUGGGGGAUCGAGUUUGGGGAUAGAGUCUUUGAGGGGAAUUUUAAAUUGAACGAUCAUGAUAUGUAUUACGCCUCUGGUACCAGUAUUAGGAAGUUCCCCAAUGAGGGGAUUGUAGUAUCGGCGAAUUUGCACGAUCAAGGAUCACAGAUGUUGGGCGAGACGAACGUAGCGAAUAAGAAAUACAAAAUUCCUGUUUUGGGAAUGUUGCAAACCAAGUCGGGGGAGAAAAGUGGAAGGAUUAUAAUUUACGGUGACUCGAAUUGUAUAGAUGCUAGUCAUUUGGAGGCGGCGUGUUAUUGGAUGUUGGACGCCAUGUUGGAAUAUACUUCGACAUCGCAUUUACCGUCGAUUUUCAAAGACAACCAAUUGACGGAUUGGGAGGAUGUUGUGGAUACGGAAGUUCCGGUCCGAAUGGAAGGAAAUCGACUGUAUAGAUAUUCGAAAGUUUUAGAGGGGAAUUUAGGGGAAUCACACACUAGGCCUUUACCGCAAUGCCCACACUUGGUCUUUUCACACCCAAUUCCAUUGAAUGUUUCAGCACCUUCCAAUCUAUAUCAGUCGCAAAAACUACUCUCCUUAAUGGAAGACGUUGCUUUACCCACUUUAAAUAUCGAGAAUAUUAUUAAAGAUGCAUCGGGACAUGAAAACAAUGAAGAAGCCGAUUUAUGGAGUUGGCGAAAUAAACAAAUCAAUUCAGUUCAUUAUAAAACAGAGAAUUUUAAUGUCACACUAACCAUACUAGUGUUACUAUCUGUUCUUGUUUUUUGUUAUUGGCUGCGUUUGUAUCGACCCAAACCGAAAAAACGGAAAUUGUGCAAACGCUUGAUAAAUUUYAUGCAGUGUCGGAGAUUGUCCACAGUGUAGAAUUAGCAUUAAUAGUACAAACAUCACUUUGAAUUAAGUUGGCAACACUGAAUUAAUGACAUUUGACUAUAAAAAUGUGACGUUGUCAACUUUUAAAUUUCUUUGAUAUGUUAGAAUUAGAAGUAGCUCUUUUACUGCCAAUAGUAACAAAUUAGCGACUAGUUGUUUUCAUGUUUAACUCGACCAAGCUAACACCGAGUGCUUCAACGAACUCCUUUUUGUAAAUUUUUUAUUUCAUUGUAGAUAGCAUUUAAUUUAUGUACAAUUCGGCGUUUGUAUAAAGUUAAUAAAAAGAUUCUAUUUUUA
Molecule: messenger RNA, 3573 nt
Organism: Tribolium madens (black flour beetle)
Lineage: Eukaryota; Metazoa; Arthropoda; Insecta; Coleoptera; Tenebrionidae
Gene: S1P
Product: membrane-bound transcription factor site-1 protease
Exons: 4
Coding region: 172-3267 (1031 amino acids)
Biological process (GO): proteolysis
Cellular component (GO): Golgi apparatus
Molecular function (GO): serine-type endopeptidase activity
Source: RefSeq, a predicted model, not a curated record